Molecule: messenger RNA, 3156 nt
Organism: Echinostoma caproni
Lineage: Eukaryota; Metazoa; Platyhelminthes; Trematoda; Plagiorchiida; Echinostomatidae
Source: the annotation of a GenBank genome assembly
AUGAUUCGUUUUCCUCACAGGUUCGAAGCAAUGCUUCAAGGUAGCACAGAAGCGUGGAGAAAGGAAGUGGAAGAUUAUGAGGCCCGAAUGUUUGAGUACUUUACUCAGUCUUCCGCUCGAUUGCGAGGUUGGUAUGAAAAGGGUGGCGAGGAAUCGGAAGCCUACCGAGCGGAGUACCAACGCUUAUCUGAUGAAUAUCAGAAGUAUAUGAAUUAUAUUCAACAACUCCACGAGUUCAUCCAGAAUUCGAAGAAUGCACCAAAGGAUAUUGCCCCAGCGUCCGUUGAAGUUCCUCAAUCCACAGAGAACACUGUCAAACCCUUGGUUGCGUCAGUAUCGCUUCCUUCGUCAGUACCAUCUACCAUUACCCCUACUACUUAUCAACCGACUACCGCUGCUGCCUUUUACACCCAAUACUAUCAAGAGAUGAUUGCUUACUUCGAUAAAUUGUUGAAUACCAUUGAAAUGACUCAGCAAAAUGGAACCUCGAGCUCUAACGAAGAUGGCGAUGAAGAAAUUGAUGGCAAAGUCAUUGACGAAUCUCAGCCGGACGAGGAGGGUUCUGAACCUGAGAAUGAUGCGACUGUUAGUGGUGAUAUGUGUUGCAAUCCGAGAGCAGUGAUGGAGCAGUAUUUUGAACGCUAUGGUGAACCGGGAAAGUGGGACUGGGCCUCGUGGAACAACUAUUUGAGUUGGAUCGCGCGAACAAAUCCGCAGUGGUACGGGAUAUUCUUAGAAUACAGCCAAACACUUGGUAUUGACUGGGAUGAAAUGUACAAGUGUUGGAGACUGUCAGAUGCUGCUGGUCAAGGUGAUGCAAAUGUUUCAGGUAUGGCGCAUUCAACCCAUGGCGCUUUUCCGACAGAGCUGUCUCAUGUUCGACUAUUUCCAAAUGUUCCUAGUCAGAGCGAUGAUGAGGAUGAUACUGGGAAUGAGUGGUUUUGUCGUACAUGUAACAUGCAACUUGAAACACAACGUGCAUUCACGUUACAUCUCCGAGGGGUCAGCCAUAUUCAAAAGGCUCUGGAUGAAGUGCAACGUCAACAACAGUAUCAACAUCCUCAGCAGUUCACUCGAUGGGUUAACUACCGACCAGUUCCACAACCAACUUAUGAUGAGGAGUUGCGACACCAAGCAUGGUUACAGUCCCAGUAUUGGCAGCGUAACAAUGCGGAAUUUGUUGUGCCGGGCACUCUUUAUUGCGACUUGUGCAAAGUCAACAGUGCUACGUAUGCCACCCUCCAAGCACAUCUGAAUGGUCGUCGACAUCGAGAAAAUGUUGACAUCUAUUAUCGUACUGGAGAAUCAUCAAUGCUCAAAGGAAAGCGCGGUGCUCACGCAAAACCCACCGCUCGGCUACAAACUCUUCUAGACACAUGCACACAACCGCUCGUCGGUUUGGGUUAUGUUGUCGAACGCCAGUUUGGUGAUGAAGAGGAAUGUGUCUACCUCUGUGAAUUAUGCGACGAGCGAAUCACUCGUCAGACCGCCAUCAAACACGUUUGCAGCGUGUUUCACCGGAAGCUGCAUUAUCCCGGCAUGUGUGCCAUUGUGGUGAAUGAUCUGAGCAGUCGGGAGAUCCGCCUUAAACGGAUCGACUUGUUCGCUAGGAAAAUUGAAGAUUUUGAAGGUCGUAAGCGCGUCAAAGUCAAACAACUUUCUGCAUUCGACGCCUUAAGACGCAUUUGGCGUCCUUUGGCUUUCGAAGAAGCGGAAAAACCAAAANAGGAAACCUAUUGCUCGUCGAAAGCACGAAAGGCUUCCUCGAAGAAACCCAAAACCACCCCAGUUCCUCCCAAGGAACAGGGUGUUGUGUCUUCCUCUACGGUCCAAAGUGAUGCUGACUCGAAUGAUAAAGUUUCCGGUAAAGAGCGAAGUAAUGCAAAUAAACAGGAUGACAGUGAUGGAGAGCUCGAAGAAGGCGAAAUCACUGAAGAUUCCUCCGACGAAAACGCGUCGUUUGAUGCGACUUCACAUGUUGCUGCACAGACUGCAAUGCACAGCGGUAACUCAUCCGUUCUACCUAAUGGUGAUGCGAACGAAUUGGAUGAUUCCGGUGAAUUCGAACAGGCUGGUGACAAUCAGGACUCAGUGAACGGAACUUCCGAAGAGAACAGUUUUCUUCCCCAAUCGGUUCUCGCGUUUGAACCCGAUGCGGAUUGCCUUGCUUAUAUUGAAACCCUACGCUCGGGAGGUUUUCUUCAACUCGGAACUGUAAAACAAUCAGAUCUGUCUGUCGAAAAGGAUGCCUCAGUGCUUGAUACAAAUGCAGAGUCUGUCCCAGAGGAACCUCCUACGGCGACUUCAGAGAAACCCUCAGAGGAAGCACCGUCUAUUGAGGAACAGUUUGCGCGUGAAGCCGAUUGGGUCUUGGAACGGACACGUAUGCAACGGGAACAAGAAGAAGAGUACAGGCGCCAGCAGAAUGCUGCACCCGCAGUCGCACAAGCGGGUGCCACGGAAUCCAGUGCGUACGGUUUCGAUGAUGGUCAUUUCGCUGACCAGGAAGACAAUGAAGCGUGGUUUGACGGCAACAACUAUCCAGAUGAAGCGUACACGGACGAAGUGUAUGUAGACGAAGCGUACACAGAUAAUAUGUACGCGGAAGAAGCGAAUACAGAGGAAUCAUUUGCAAAUGACAACCGGAUCCCAAGCCCUACUAGCCAACUCCUAUUACCUCCCCUGGGCACUUCUUUCGGACCGAGUCCCAGUGUGGCAGUACCUUCAGCUACUCCGGAAAUACAACCAGACAAGAAGACUUCACUUCCUUCGCCAAUGAAGUCUACUCCACCGUCAACUCCGAUAAAUACUACCGGUGGAUCUAUGGAUCCAGGUCGUCAACGUCUGGCGGUUUCUAUCGGUGCUGUGAAGAUAAUCGUAUCCGCUCUGAACGCACUUCGGGACGCGGGACAAUUGCCGGACUAUUUGAACACAGUCUUCGACAAGACAGAUGAACAGACUAUUACUACUACUACCACUGGUAGUGGUAAUAAUCCCACUGAAAUAAAGGCCAACAAACCCACAACUACGAGUUCUAUGGGUAAUGUUUCUACGACAGAGCGUGAUGUUGUGAAUGAUAAAGAGAACGAGUUGCAUCGACCCGGUACAAGUUCGUUCACAACACAAGCAUCAGGUGAACAUUCUAUCAAAGUUUAA